AUGGCAGCGACAGCGAUUGCGUUUCGGUGCCAGGGCUACGUCAUGGUCGCUGCGGCUGGUCUCAACGCCUUCUACUACAUUAAAAUCACUGACGAGGAGGACAAAAUUACGCAGCUUGACACACAUCAGCUGGUGGCGUGCAUUGGUGAGAAUGGCCCUCGCGUGAACUUCACCGAAUACAUCAAAUGCAACCUCGCACUCAACCGUAUGCGCCAACACGGACGCCACAGCAGCUGCGAGUCGACGGCGAACUUCAUGCGCAAUUCUCUCGCCAGUGCACUCCGCAGCCGCGAGGGUGCUUACCAGGUGAACUGCCUCUUUGCCGGCUACGACGUGCCGGUGUCCGAGGACGACGACGGCGCGGCGGGGCCGCAGUUGUUUUACAUGGACUACCUCGGCACCCUGCAGGCUGUGCCGUUUGGUUGCCACGGCUACGGCGCUUCGUUUGUAACGUCUCUGCUAGACCGCCUCUGGCGUCCGGACUUGACCGAGCAGGAGGGCCUAGAGCUCAUGCAAAAGUGCUGUGACGAGGUGAAGCGCCGCGUUGUUAUCAGCAACGCACACUUCUUCGUGAAGGCAGUAACAAAGAACGGGGUAGAGGUCAUCUCAGCGGUGCACUAG
Leishmania braziliensis MHOM/BR/75/M2904 is the source of this 621-nucleotide messenger RNA. RefSeq names its product putative proteasome beta 2 subunit. The record is from RefSeq and is a predicted model, not a curated record. Lineage: Eukaryota; Euglenozoa; Kinetoplastea; Trypanosomatida; Trypanosomatidae. The coding region runs from base 1 to 621 and encodes 206 amino acids. Gene Ontology annotation, biological process: proteasomal protein catabolic process. Gene Ontology annotation, molecular function: peptidase activity. The transcript has a single exon. Gene Ontology annotation, cellular component: nucleus; proteasome core complex, beta-subunit complex; cytosol.